CUCUCCCUUCCCCCUCACCCACCCACCAUGGCCUCCUCCUCAUCCUCACCCCCAGAUGAACCCCCCAUCCUCUCCACCGUCGACCUCGAAAUCCGCGACACAUCCGGCUACGCCUCCUCCGACUCGGGCUACUCCGAAGCCCUCCUCUCCACCGCCUCCAUCACCUCCUCAAUCUACCAAUACGAGCUCGAAAACGGCCGCACCUACCACGCCUUCGCCCGCGACAAAAAACACGUCCUCCCCAACGACGAAAUCGAACAGGAACGCAUGGACAUCCACUACCACUCCAUGCGCCUCACCCUCGAGGAGACCCACUUCUUCGCCCCCUUGCAGACUCCUCCGGGUCCGCGAAUGAUCCUCGACAUCGGCACGGGCACGGGGAUAUGGGCCAUUGAUGUCGCGGACGAGUAUCCCGACGCGCAGGUCAUCGGGGCGGAUUUGAGUCCCAUUCAACCGAGUGCGGUGCCCCCGAAUUUGGAGUUUCAGAUUAUGGAUGCGGAUGAGGAGUGGAAUUUCUCGCAAAAAUUCGAUCUCGUGCAUACGAGGCUGAUGAACGGUUUCAGCAUCAAGUCUUGGCCGUUUUUCUACGAGCAAGCCUACAAGUCCAUGCUCCCCGGCGGAUGGGUGGAAAAUCAGGAAUUCGACCUCGCGUUCAUGUCGGACGAUGGAUCCCUCUCCCCCUCCUCCGCGACGCAGCAAUGGCUCGACCUCUGGAAUCUCGGCAUCUCCAACCUCGGACUCACAGGACGUUGCGACCCCGAAUACAUGGCGCGGGAGAUGUCCGCGGCCGGGUUCGUGAAUGUAUCAAUAAGGGCGUAUAAAAUGCCCAUCGGACCAUGGCCGAAGGAUAAAAGGUUGCGGCAAGCCGGGUUACUAUUUCUGGUGGGCUAUCUCGAAGGACUGAGUGGACUGAGUUUGAGGACGUUUACGUAUGGAUUGGGGUGGGGGGUGGAGGAGAUGGAGGUGUUGUUGGCGAAGGUGCGGACGGAGGUGAAGAGUAAGAAGUUGCAUUGUUAUGUGCCGGUGUGAGUUUUUAGAUUGUCCCUCCCUCUCGAGGGUGUGUGUUUCCGGGGUGUGAGUGCGCUGACGGGUGGUGUUAGGUAUGUUGUUACGGGGCAGAAACCGGAGGGUGCGGCGACAUGAGUGGCAGGAAAUCAUUCUCUACCCGGGAAGCCCCAUCUGGAAAAUACCCAUCAGGACCGCCAGGCCACAAGGACAGCCACCGCUGACACAGGGGGAAGAAGACGACAUGUGGACCACUACCUAGCACGAGCGAUGGACAUCAUUGUCGCCAUUUCUCACAAUCCUCUCGCGCUGGGGAGUUUGCGGAUUUUCAGCUACACCCUGAAGUUCCCCCCUCUGUGGACUGCAGGGCAUUUAAUUGAGGACUCGUCCGUCUUGUCCGAGCGAGAUGGAGGCUUAUGCACCUCCAAGAAUCCGAAACUCUCUCUCUCUCGCUCGUGGAUGUAGGAAAGAAUGGAAUUAGCCACGAAACUGCUUGGCUCUACUGGGAAUGCCACAGCAGCACGACACGGACGAGCCUAAAUGGAUGGAU
Molecule: messenger RNA, 1555 nt
Organism: Zymoseptoria tritici IPO323
Lineage: Eukaryota; Fungi; Ascomycota; Dothideomycetes; Mycosphaerellales; Mycosphaerellaceae
Exons: 1
Coding region: 28-1029 (333 amino acids)
Molecular function (GO): methyltransferase activity
Source: RefSeq, a predicted model, not a curated record